This is a messenger RNA of Gasterosteus aculeatus aculeatus (three-spined stickleback), 2392 nucleotides long. It is a transcript of the gene klhdc2, whose product is annotated as kelch domain containing 2. Gene Ontology annotation, molecular function: protein binding. The record is from RefSeq and is a predicted model, not a curated record. Lineage: Eukaryota; Metazoa; Chordata; Actinopteri; Perciformes; Gasterosteidae.
AACCUUAACAGGAGACCCGAUCAAUACAGUAUCAAUAUAUAUUAUUGAUCGCGUUUCCUGUUAAAUUUCCACUCCGCCCUUAUCAAGAUGGCGGAUUGAGGAGGACGACAACUUCCGGUCGUGCCCCCGUGAAUCUUUGUGAUGACCGCGGUAAACAAACGGCGUAGCGGACCGCUUUAGACGUCUGCAGGAAAACCAAACGCCAAACACCUCGCCCUGACAAAACAAGGUAACAGCUGAUGGCCCCUCGACCGCACUGACAUGUAGGCGCAUUUUAAGAGCAUUUCCGACAUCCGCGUCUUUGGACUUCUUUGUAUUUGACGUGGACUUGGACCGAGCUUAGUAGAAACCGACAUGGCGGAGAUGGAAGAUAUCGGAGAUCUGCCAGCUGCUGAGGAGGACAACGACUCUGAUGGUGAUGAUGACGACGAUGAUGAUGAUGAGAGACUUUUAGCUUGGAUGGUAGAUGACGACAUGGAUGAUGAAGACGAGGAGGAGGAGGAGGAGGAACAACCCUUGGACUCGGAAGCGUCGGGGUCGUUUGAGCCGGAGAGCCCAGCUGAGCGCAGCGGUCACAUAGCGGUAGUGGACAGAAACAUCAUGUAUGUCUGGGGGGGAUAUAAGAACGCUCAAAACCACGGAUUCUUUGACUUGUAUCUGCCGAGAAACGAGAUCUGGAUUUACAACAUGGAGUCUGCGGUGUGGACGAAGCAGGUAGCUGGAGGCAACCUGCACACAUCCAUGUCGGGGAGCUGCGGCGUGUGUGUGGACGGAGUUCUCUACUUAUUUGGAGGUCAUCACGCCCGGGGAAAUACCAACAGGAUCUACCGACUGCCCCUUAGAGCUCCCAGCCUGGUUUGGGAGGAAAUGAGGGAUCUUAAAGGGCUUCCUCCAUCCUGCAAGGACAAGCUCGGGUGCUGGGUUCAGAAAAAUAGACUUAUAUUCUUCGGGGGCUACGGCUACGCUGCGCAAGGGGCUCAUCAAGGGACUUUUGAAUAUGAUGAAUCUACUUCGCAAGUGUGGGACAGCCCUGGACGAGGCUGGAACAACCAAAUCCACAUACUGGACCUGGAGACGUCUACAUGGAGCCAGCCCAACACCCGGGGGAACGCCCCAUCACCCAGAGCAGCUCACGCUUGCGCCACAGUUGGCAACAGAGGCUACGUGUUCGGGGGGCGAUACAAGAACUACAGACUGAAUGACCUGUACUACAUCGACCUGGACACCUGGGAGUGGCAUGAAAUGAGCGUUCCACAGCAGGGGCCUGUGGGUCGGUCCUGGCACUCCUUCACUCCCGUGUCGCCCGACCACAUCUUCCUAUUUGGAGGUUUCACCACUGACCGAGAGACACUGAGUGAUGCUUGGCUGUACUACGUGAGCAAAAAUGAAUGGAAGCCCUUUAAACACAGUCACGCAGAGAGCCCGAGACUGUGGCACACGGCGUGCUCUGGUCCUGAUGGGGAGGUCUUUGUGUUUGGAGGGUGUGCAAACAACCUGCUGUCUCAGCUAAGAGCUGCUCACAGCAACGAGUUACUGGUCUUCAACGUUCAGCCCAAAUCACUGGUCAGAUUCUGCAUGGAGGCCGUUCUGCAGCACAGGGAGCGUCUGUCUAGUUACUGGGACUGUUUACCUAAACACCUGCUGCACAGCCUCAAGCAGAGAAUGACCCGCGUCAACACACUGGGCUCCUAAGAGGAAGCUGUCAACCGUGUCCAGAGGAUUACUGGAGUGUAUGCAUGUAUGUAUGGGUGAUAUUUACUCCGUGAGGCGCGUCGUCCUACGGAAUCAUUAGUUUAAUGCGUGUGUGGGCGAAUACAAAAAGACAUUUUUGAAGCAAUGGUGAAGAGCUGCAGAGUUGUUGGGAACGGGUCCCGCUCUGGCACGCUACAGCUUAGAAAUAGUGUGCAGCCUUUGAGGGGAUCUUGACAGAAAUGGAGUAUAUUUGCUUUUGUGUAGAACCACUUGGAAAGAUGUUGGAUCAGUCUGAAUAGCGUUUCCUUCCUCAGCCCCGUAGUUCUGACAUGCUUAGCAUACGGGAGACUUUUCUGUUGGUUGUCACUGGCUGCAUGCAGCCAGAUUCUACACACUGGACCUUUUUUUUAAUGCCUAAUGUCCAAAUUAAAUUUUGUUCAAACGAGGCGCUAAUAAGAGCGGUAUGAUCAACCUGAUUUUGAAGUGGAUAGAACACCCCUCUCGGGAUCCGCUUUUCAUGAAGACUACUGAGUGAAACCCUGUGAGAAAAUAAAUGUCAUUGUUGAGGCAAAAACAUAGUUUGGAAAAGAAGCCAGAAGACUGAGGCCUCACUCCUUUGUUCUCAUCCCGGCCGGAAACGAAGAAUCAGAAGUCAGCUUGCUUAAAUUCAAAAAUCAAAGUAUUUAGUAUUUAACUAAAC